Protopterus annectens (West African lungfish) is the source of this 3211-nucleotide messenger RNA. RefSeq names its product prostaglandin E2 receptor EP4 subtype-like. Gene Ontology annotation, cellular component: plasma membrane. Gene Ontology annotation, molecular function: prostaglandin E receptor activity. Gene Ontology annotation, biological process: adenylate cyclase-activating G protein-coupled receptor signaling pathway; positive regulation of cytosolic calcium ion concentration; cellular response to prostaglandin E stimulus. The record is from RefSeq and is a predicted model, not a curated record. Bases 724 to 2064 code for a protein of 446 amino acids. NCBI's taxonomy places the organism in Eukaryota, Metazoa, Chordata, Ceratodontiformes, Protopteridae. The transcript has 2 exons.
AAUUAUUUAUUAUAUUAAUCUAGGCUGUGCAUUAGCUCUGUCUUUAUUUUUCACAAUAGCUAAGGAACAGAAAAUUUCAAACUAAUAAUUUGGUGUUCACUGUGCUACUGAUUCAGUUACAGUAAUUUCAAAUUCAAAAAGUUUAUCACAUUGAGUUAGUAAAUUAUGAUUCAUGUCACUUCAGGGACAAAGAGGGUGCUUUCUCUAGUUUCUACGGAGGGAGGAGUCAAACAGAGAGAGAGCGAGACAGAGACAGAGAGCAUGCUUUUCAAGGGGCAGAGCUUUACAAAUGUGUGCUCACAAUGCAGAUGUCUAAAGCUUCCAAGCGUGUUUUUUCUUUUAAUGAAACGGGACAAUGGAAUGAAGAAAUCUUCUGAGUUUACUCAGUACUAAUCCAGAUAUCUGGGAAGAAACUUAAGAAUUUCUUUUUCUAUGACUAAUUAAGCCACAGAGCCUAACAAGACUGCAACAGCUAAAACGCACUUUCAAAAGCAAAGUUUCUUCUUCUCCUUCAGUGUGGCUUUUUCUGAAAUUGAAAACCGAACUGUAAGAUCUGGGAAAAAUGAAUCUAUAAGAAAAGCAACAUACUUGUUUCAAAGGAGGAAAAAGAUAAGCCAAAAACUGGCAUGCUGUAGACAUUUCCCUUCAGGUUGGUGCUUCUAUUGACCUCUGUGACACCACCAGGCAGCAGUGGGAAAGUCAACUGUUAUUAUCUGUGGGAGCAUGAAUAUUUCCAACAAUACUAAUUCCAGUGAUGGAGACUCCUCACUUGUUGUUCCACUGGUUAUGUUCUUGGCAGGAGUAAUUGGGAACUCUAUAGCCAUUGUUGUGCUCUGCAAGUCCAAAAAAGAGCGAAAAGAGUCUGCAUUUUAUACAUUGAUUUGUGGGUUAGCAGUCACUGAUCUCCUUGGAACAUGUAUGGCCAGUCCAGUAGUGCUUGUCAAUUAUCUUAGCGAUAACAUUUUCGAAUCGGGUCUUUGUCAGUUCCAUUCCUUCAUAUUGCUUUUCUUUGGUGUUGCAGGACUUUGUAUCAUCUGUGCUAUGUCUGUGGAGAGGUACCUGUCCAUCAGCCAGCCGUACUUGUACCAGAAAUAUAUAAGCCGUAAGGUGGCAGGGUGGACACUAUUUUCAAUCUACAUUGGAAGUGUACUGCUAUGUGCCUUGCCGUCCAUGGGCAUGAGCAAAAGUGUGAUACAAUUACCCAAAACCUGGUGUUUCAUUGACUGGAAAUCAAAUGAAACUUUACAUGCAGCAUAUUCUUUCCUGUAUGCAGGGAUCAGCUCUGUCUUGAUUAUGGGGACUGUUGUGUGCAACAUAAUGGUGUGUGCUACACUGGCAUUCAUGUAUAGGGGUUCAAGAAGCCGUCUGAUAUAUACGGCCAGCAGGGAUCGAUUUACAGCCUUGGCAUCCAAUAUUACCCAGGUGGAAAUACAGAUGAUUUUACUUCUUAUUGUGACAUCUGUGGUGGUCCUGAUCUGUUCCAUACCUCUCGUGUUCAGAAUAUUUGCUAAUCAGCUAAACAGUGAAUCUGCAACAAACUCAACCGACAAUCAGGAUCUAAAGGCAAUACGCAUCGCAUCCUUCAAUCCUAUUCUUGACCCCUGGGUUUAUAUCCUGCUCCGUAAAUCUGUCUUUACCAAGCUCAUUAAAAUUUUCAAGAGAAUAUUUUCAUGUGCUUUUAUCAGAUGUAACCAUAGUGAGCAGAGUCCUGAUCUUCCAGAAGCCCCAAGCACCAACAACGAAACUGUUUUCUAUCUUAGGUCAAGGCAGAGCUGUCUCAUGGUUCUCCUUCCAGAAUCUGCUAUCACAGAACACAAUGGGACAACAAGCUUUAAGCAGCGAACGUUAUCAUUUGAGAAUGAAGCACAUGAGCUAGAUGAAGAAUUUAAGAGUCCAGGAAAAACAGAAGCAAACUGUGAGCUGAAGGCUGUGGAAAUGCCUUGCAGCAGCCCUGUGUGUUCAGUUACAGCCGAUCUAGACUGUGAUGUGGAAAAACAGACAUCAGUCACUACUUCUAUAAGUGGGCAUCAAAGAAAAACAGAGGAUGGCUAUAAACUCCGAUAAUGUUGGGAAGGAAUACUAGCUUAAGAUAUAUUUUAUGCAAGAAUGUGAAAUGAAAAAUGUCAGUGAUGGUGAGGGGCAUAGAGCAUUUUAUGCCUUUGCCUCACAACAUCAGUUUAUGCCUGAGCCAGGAUUUACUGUAAUAAUGUGGGUUUCUCUCACACAGCACUGUUUACACAUUGCACUAUUAACUUUAACAAGGAUGACUUUGUUUGGCUCAGCAGUUUAUUUCCUCUACCUUUGUACAAGAAGGUGGAAGAUUGUAGCCCUAAAUGCAGAACUCAGGCAAAUCUGCACUUCCCAAAUAGUCAUGUAAUACUGUGCUAAGCAGAACAAUUAUGUUGUAUCCUGGUGGCUGUCUAGAUGGAAGAAAAGAAGCCAAAACAUGGAUAAUAGAAGUUGAUUAUUUUUUCACUGGUGUUCUUGUUUAACAUUAUACUGCGGUGGUGCGGUAGCAUUGUCGCCUCACAGUUAGACGUUGCACAUUCGAUUCUCAGAGCAUCUUCUGUGUGUUGACAUGCGUGAAUGGGUGUUCCUUCGUUGAAGGUUGUGCGUUAGGCCCGGCAAGCCAGCACAUAAAAAUCUACCGCCAAUCAUUAGCGGACUGGAGUUCCGCUGUGGCGACCCCUAACCGGGAAAAGCUGAAAGAAAGACAGACAGAGUUCUUGUUUAACAUUAUUUUGCACAGUACAAGCAGUUUCAUGUAACGUACAUCACAGCAUAUGCCUGGAGAUAAGCUAACUUAAAUUGAUAAGUCCUAAAUCCAGCUCUUUUUAAUGGAAAAUAUUAGUAAAAUAUGACAGCAGGCCAUGUGCCCACACUGAUUCCUAGAGGAAAAUCUGCCAUCUUUUUGCUUUAGAGCACUUGUGUACAUCUUUCCUCCACACUGACCUUAAAACGUAUUUUCAGUGAAAAAAAGCAAUGCUAUUGCAGCAUGGGGAAUGCAGGGUUCAGAAGUCAAAAUCUGUUAACCAACCUUGAAUUGCUAGAGGCAGAAGUUCUGUCAAAACAUUGGUACAAUAAUUUACACCCUAUGUUUAAUUAACAUGUUGGUGCUGCGGUAGCAUUGUCGCCUCAUAGCAAGACGUUUUCCCGUUCGAUUCUCAGCUAGAGCGUCUUCUGUGUGGAGGCAUACGUGAAUGGGGCAUGC